AUGACUGCCAAAGAGUUUGAGGAGCUUGCCCUCAAUGGCCACAAUUACCCUACAUGGGCUAUGGACAUCAAGAUCAGUCUUGCGUCUCGUGGGAUAGCACGUGCAAUACAACCCCCGGAGACUCCUCUCCCGGCUGGGGCCACGCCGCUGACAGAACAGCAGAACUAUGAUGACUUAUUCAUCAUAAGGCACCAUAUUCAUUCAGAUCUCAAGUCUGAGUAUUUACAGGAGGAAUCUCCUAGUACUCUGUUUCUGGCCCUCAAAACGAGGUAUGAACAGCAGAAGGCAGUAGUCCUGCCCGAAGCACUCCAUGAUUCGACUCAUCUUCGUCUUCAGGAUUUCAAGUCCAUUGGUGAGUACAAUCAUGCUGUUCAUAAGAUAUGUUCCAAACUGCGUUUUUGUGAGAAGGAACCUACUGAGGGGGAGAAGAUAGACAAAACUUUGUCUACUAUGCUCCCUUCAGAUAGGAUCCUCCAACAGCAAUACCAUGCUCGUAACUACACUGUCUAUUCCGAGCUUAUUCACAUGUUACUUCAGGAUGAAAAGCAUGAUGAGCUACUCGCUAAGAAUGGCUCUCACCGCCUAGUUGGGGCACAACCUUUACCUGAAGUUCAUUUGAAUGUUGCAAAUAGACAAAGGUUUAAUGGUACCUCUCGAGGUAAACAAUCCAAUUCCGAGCAUAAGCGAAAGCGCAAUGGGAACAGGAGAUCUAGACACCCAGGCAAGGGAAAAGGCACUUCAAAGCCCAGGUUUGAUAAAUCCAAGCUUUGCAGCAAGUGUGGAUGCUACACGCAUUCUACUGAAAAGUGCACAAUGCCCAAGCAUCUGGUUAUGCUGUACCAGCAAUCUCAGGGACGCAAAGCACCUCAAGGGAAAAGGUUUGAAGCCAACUUCAACCUUCAUCCGGAUAGCGCAAAAGGAGCUGGUGAUUCGCACGAUGUUCCUCCUGGACCGAGCAACGCCAUGGUUCCUUAUCUGCCUGAGGAUACUGCAGAAAUGGAGAUCACGUUGAUUGAGUACACCGCAAACAAUGUGUUUGGCGACUUCGACUAG
Messenger RNA from Aegilops tauschii subsp. strangulata, 1053 nucleotides. RefSeq lists its product as uncharacterized. The record is from RefSeq and is a predicted model, not a curated record. Lineage: Eukaryota; Viridiplantae; Streptophyta; Magnoliopsida; Poales; Poaceae.